AUGGAAGAGAACCCAUCUCAAGAGAGCCCAAGUCCUCGGCCCUCAACCGAAGAGGGAGAGCGACCACCUCUACCACCCAGACCCAGCCAAAUAAACUUCAUGCAGUCAACCUCGUCAUCGAGCGAUGCUUCUCGUCCUCCUACACGAGCAGGCCUUGUGGCAGGAGCCACGACCGCAGUGUCCAUGGCCGACGUCAACAGCUUCAACCGACCUGACGGAUCGCAGGAGUUGCGCGUCACACCGUCUCGUGUUUCUUCGAGCCCCUCGAUUCGAGCAGUCGCCAGUAACAAAACAAGUGAGAUUGGGGAGGACAACUCCAGCAUCAGAAGCUACGCGCCUUUCGGCCGCUACACGCAGGACACGGAGAGCAUCUUUGACGGCGAGGUACAAGAGGAACAUGGGCUCUCGUCGUCAUUCGGCGAUGGAAUGUUUGAAGACGAUACAGACAACUUCGACGAUGAACAAGAUGUGGAUUUCGAAAAAGAGUUUGACGACCCUGACGACAAGAUUGUAGGAGAGGAGCUGGCUCAAAGCAUUUGGAAGUCCAAGCGAAAGCACUUUAUCAUACUGUCUGCCGCAGGCAAGCCGAUAUACACCAGACAUGGUUCGGACGCCGUCAUCUCCUCUUAUGUUGGCAUCAUCCAGACAAUCAUCUCCUCGUACCUUGAAUGGGGUGAUCAAUUGAGGAGUUUCCGUGCCGACGGAGUGCUGUUCACCAUCCUCUCCCAGUCGAAUCUGUUCCUCGUCGGCAUCACGAGCCUUCCGGAAAGUGAGGCUCAGCUCCGCGUCCAACUGGAAGCGUUGUACAUGCAGAUCUUGUCGACUCUCACCUUACCAACCUUGACGCAUAUAUUCUCGGUAAGGCCUUCAUCCGACCUCAGACGACCGUUGCAAGGUACAGAAGUGUUGUUGUCGUCGCUGGCCGAUACUUUCACGAAAGGGUCGCCCUCAGCGUUGCUGUCGGCUCUGGAGUGCUUGAAGAUCAGAAAGUCGCAUCGAAACGUAAUCAACAACACCAUGAUCAGAGCGCGUGUGGACGAUCUACUAUAUGGUCUUGUCGUUGCAGGAGGAAGGCUCGUCAGUGUCAUCAGACCCAAGAAGCACUCUCUGCAUCCAAGCGACCUCCAAUUGAUUUUCAAUAUGAUCUUCGAAGCCGAAGGAAUCAAAGCCGGUGGUGGCGAUUCCUGGGUCCCUAUCUGCCUCCCAGGCUUCAACAACACCGGCUACCUGUACAUGUACGUAAGCUUUCUCGACAUGCGCGGCGACCAGGCCCGCGAAAUGGCGGCAAACGAGCGCAUAGCCAAGGAAGAUUCGGUGGCCAUCAUCCUUCUGAGCGCAAACAAGGAGAGUUUCGAGGACCUGCACAGCAUGAAGAACUAUCUCGUGCACGAGUUUCGACGGAACCAGAGCAUGCAUAUCAUCCAUAUGGCAGUUCAAGCCGGUCGGCCCGCGCCCACCGACAUUAUUGCCGGUACUGUGCUACGCCAUUUCCUCUACAAGUCCAAGGGCAAUGUUCAGUUCUUCAUGCCGUCGUACUCGCCGAACUUCGAAACCCUUAGGCAGCGCAGGCGACUGAUGUCGUUGUACCACAACCUCCAUGCCAGCGUGCACGCCAAACAUGCCGCCGUCAAGGUUCAUCACAGCGUCAGCACGUCGGCCACUGCACUGGCCUGGGUCACUCCCAUGUUUGAGCUCUACUGCGUUGCUAGCCCCUCUACUUCCAGGAAUGCUCUGGCCCAGAGUGCAAAUAAAGUCUUGCAAUGGGUGCAGAGGGAAGAAGAGCGGAUUUUCAUCAUCGGCGGAGCGGUAUUCUGA
Molecule: messenger RNA, 1815 nt
Organism: Capronia coronata CBS 617.96
Lineage: Eukaryota; Fungi; Ascomycota; Eurotiomycetes; Chaetothyriales; Herpotrichiellaceae
Exons: 1
Coding region: 1-1815 (604 amino acids)
Biological process (GO): protein targeting to vacuole; vesicle-mediated transport
Cellular component (GO): fungal-type vacuole membrane; Mon1-Ccz1 complex
Source: RefSeq, a predicted model, not a curated record